AACGGGUCAGUCACCAGCCUGACUGCACUGAGGGAGUGAAGAUGCACAGAUUGAGCUGCACUCUUGUGCUGCUGCUCACUUUAUUCAGCGCACUGAGGGGUGCCAAAUGGACAUAUAACGGUCCAGAUGGAGAGCAUCACUGGUCCAAGCAUUAUCCAUACUGUGGUGGUGCCUUCCAGUCUCCGAUAGACAUUAGGUCAGAACUGCUGAGGUUCGAUCCAACUUUACGUCCGAUUGAAGUUCAGAACUACAACUUGCCACCAAAUGAGCAUCUCACUCUGGGAAAUAACGGACACUCUUUGCAAAUAUCACUGCCCUCACGGAUGUUCAUCUCCAGCCUGCGCCAUCGUUACGCUGCAGCUCAGCUUCAUUUCCACUGGGGCUCCUCUGGUCAGCCCACUGGUUCUGAACACAUGGUGAACAGCAAACAGUACGCAGCAGAGAUGCAUGUUGUACAUUACAAUUCGGACAAGUAUCCCAACAUAUCCAUGUCUGUCGAUAAAUCGGAUGGUUUGGCUGUGCUUGGUGUGCUGAUUGAGGUUGGGGAGUUUAAUCCAGCCUUUGAACACUUUCUGAAGUUUAUCAAUGGGAUCAAAUACAGACAUCAAAAAGUGCAGGUAACUGCUUUCAACAUUCGAGACCUGCUGCCUGCACGUUUGGAUGAGUAUUAUCGCUACGAUGGCUCAUUGACAACCCCCCCCUGCUAUCCGAGCGUGCUGUGGACGAUUUUCAGAAAUCAUGUGACAAUUUCACAAAAACAGUUUUUGGCCCUGGCAACAGCCCUGUACUCCUCAAAUUCCCAGGACUCAGCACAUAUGCCACUUGAGAGCAACUUCAGGAAACCACAGUUGGUCGACAGCAGAAUUGUCCUGGUAUCUUUUAAGGAUGAUGACCUUUUCUGGAUGAACGGUUUACUGGUUCCUGUUUUGGUGCUCUCUGCACUGGGAUUUGUCCUGGUUGUCUCUUUAAUUUGCUGCCUAUUAAGGCGAAAAAGAUCUGCUGCUGAACCGAAUAAAAGCAAACAUGUUGCGUAUACCAAUGGAGACAGAGACGAGUAUGGCUCAAGAGUAUAGGAUUUUGUCCUGGGUCUCAGUUCAACAGAUCUCUAUCAGC
Messenger RNA from Nematolebias whitei (Rio pearlfish), 1113 nucleotides. RefSeq names its product carbonic anhydrase XII (gene ca12). Bases 42 to 1073 code for a protein of 343 amino acids. The transcript has 11 exons. Gene Ontology annotation, cellular component: plasma membrane. NCBI's taxonomy places the organism in Eukaryota, Metazoa, Chordata, Actinopteri, Cyprinodontiformes, Rivulidae. The record is from RefSeq and is a predicted model, not a curated record. Gene Ontology annotation, molecular function: carbonate dehydratase activity; zinc ion binding.